UAAGUCCCCUCCUCUGUACACUAUUGCCAACAAGUAAAGUGCGUAUCGAUUUACCUCAGUAGUGAUAAGAGCGUGCGACAGCCGACAGGUGAUUGCACCACGUCGUCCGACGACCCCCAAUGCACAAAUUGGAAAGCAACAAUUAGCUCAAAAAUUAUCUCAACAAUGAAUAAGUGCAUUUUAUCCGUAAUCGUGAUAGUAACCCUGUUAGUUGACAAAUCGCAAUGUUACAGCAUCGAAAGAUAUCCACUGCUGAUGCCAGAUGUCAAGCCGAAUAUUCCCGAGCUGUACCUCUGCACACCUAUCAAGGUCAAUUCAACGACGAGUUAUUACAUCGUGGGGUUCGAACCCAAUGCCACCAUGAAUACAGCCCACCAUAUGAUUCUUUAUGGGUGCAAAAAACCUGGAGCUGCUAAGGGUGUGUGGAAUUGCGGGGAAAUGUCGAGAUCUGGAAAUGAUUUGAAAACAGCUGCUCCCUGCAGUGAAGGUUCCGAGAUUAUUUACGCUUGGGCCCGAGAUGCACCUACCCUUUCGCUCCCAGAAGGAGUGGGUUUCAAAAUUGGACGUGACUCUGCAAUCGAAUACCUAGUUCUCCAAGUCCAUUAUGCGCACAUCGAGCCCUUCGCCGGUGGUAAAACCGACGACUCCGGAAUAUUUUUGCGAUACACCGAUGAACCAAUGAGCAAAUUGGCCGGUGUUUUUGUCCUGGGCACAUCUGGGCUCAUUCCCCCGAUGCAAACCGAGAAGAUGGAGACAGCGUGCACCAUAAAAGAGGAAAAGACUAUUCAUCCUUUUGCAUACAGAACGCACACACAUUCCCUCGGUAAAGUUGUAUCUGGCUACGUAAUCAGGAACAAUGAGUGGGUGGAGCUGGGGAAGAGAGAUCCUCUGACACCCCAGAUGUUCUAUCCCAUCCACAACAACAUGACCAUCACCACCGGUGACACUUUAGCAGCGAGAUGCACGAUGCUGAGCAAUCGAAACAGAUGGACGAGCAUUGGAUCGACCAAUGAUGACGAGAUGUGCAAUUUUUACUUGAUGUAUUACGUGGACCAAGGCGAACCUCUCAAUACGAAGUACUGCUUCACCGAGGGACCACCCAAUUUUUACUGGGAAAAAGCUGGUCUUGUUAAUAUACCCGAUGUCGAGGCUUCAUCAUUGUAAGUCAAUUCUCCAGAUUUAUCAUCAUGCAUACGUGAGAGAAAAAUCAUUACAUUGAUUGAACGAAUUAAUACUGGAUUUCGUUGGCGUCACUAAAUAUUCAUUCGAUUUAUCACGGGCAAUGAAGUAUUUAUUAGAUACUACAUAUAUUUGUGUUGAAUAUCCAAACAGAUAGUUAAUUAAAAAUUAUUUAAGCCUGUACUAUCCAUCGGACCUAAUCUUGAAUUCUGUCGUUUUAGUGUAAAAUAUUUCUGUAUUGUGUUUGAUCGAUAGUACAUGCGGGCCUUAAUGAGAAUUUGAAAGGUCUCAGGAUGAAUACUUACUCUACUUUCAAUUCGGAAAGAAUAUUUGGCUCAAGAAGCAAAUCAUUCACAUAAUCUGACAAGCAAUUUAUUCUGUUGAAUCCCGUAGGAAUCGGUAAAUUAUUCUGUAAUUGACUAUCAUACGUUCUGCCGUUCUCUUUUUCUUUUAUAUCUAAUUUCUUUAUAAAUGUGUAACUUUUAAUUCGGAGUGUUCGGCUGUAAUAUUUACAUUUGUGGAGUCAUUAUGAUGGAGAGACGCCUCAGGUUAUCCAGUCACUUAUUAUGUUUCUACAUGAAACAACUACAUGAAGAUACUUAAACUUCUGAAGACUUGAAUUUAUCUGCAUAAUACAGCACUCAUCACAUUACUGAGUAAACUCAGGUGUGUGUACCUGUUUGCAUUCAACAUGAAAAGUACGUAAUACAUUGUGGUGAAGCAUAGAUAACUCUGAGUAGGAAAAAAUGGCGGAGGAAUAUUUAAUUCCUGAGUUGAAGUACUUAAUUAAUGGCUGAAAUGAAAAUGGAGAUGGGAAUCAAGCGGGGUGUCACAUUGUUAAGAAUAUUUUAUGGAGUGUUGAUGUUUUUUGGAGUUGAGAGACAUUUCAUUUUACUACUGCACUGAUGAAUUGCAAUUUUUUUUCCAAUUCAUCGCAUAAUUGAGAAUAAUUUUCAUAGAAUCAAUGAAUUUUCAUAGAAUAA
Messenger RNA from Fopius arisanus, 2162 nucleotides. It is a transcript of the gene Phm, whose product is annotated as Peptidylglycine-alpha-hydroxylating monooxygenase. The transcript has 3 exons. Gene Ontology annotation, cellular component: membrane; extracellular region. Gene Ontology annotation, molecular function: copper ion binding; oxidoreductase activity, acting on paired donors, with incorporation or reduction of molecular oxygen, reduced ascorbate as one donor, and incorporation of one atom of oxygen. Gene Ontology annotation, biological process: peptide metabolic process. The record is from RefSeq and is a predicted model, not a curated record. The coding region runs from base 166 to 1164 and encodes 332 amino acids. Lineage: Eukaryota; Metazoa; Arthropoda; Insecta; Hymenoptera; Braconidae.